Messenger RNA from Batrachochytrium dendrobatidis JAM81, 1764 nucleotides. RefSeq lists its product as uncharacterized. The record is from RefSeq and is a predicted model, not a curated record. The transcript is spliced from 2 exons. Gene Ontology annotation, molecular function: oxidoreductase activity; copper ion binding. Bases 1 to 1764 code for a protein of 587 amino acids. Gene Ontology annotation, biological process: monoatomic ion transport. Lineage: Eukaryota; Fungi; Chytridiomycota; Chytridiomycetes; Rhizophydiales.
AUGCUUGCAUUCACAUCACUACAGUCUGCUGCUUUGUGGCUCACUAUUGCUUCUACUGUCCAUGCGGCUACAGUCUCCCUUAAUUGGACUAUUUCUUGGAUUGACAACGUCAAUCCAGACGGAUUAUUUCCUCGCCGAGUCAUUGGUGUAAAUGGAAAAUGGCCCAUUGAUGACAUUCAUGUUACAAUUGGUGAUACGUUGGUGCUUCAUGCUACCAACCAUUUGGAUGUGCCAACCUCUCUGCAUGCUCAUGGUCUGUAUCAGAAUGGUACAAACUACUACGAUGGAGCAUUUGGCGUGACCGAGUGCGGCAUCGCACCAGGGACGACUUACACCUACAAUAUUCCAAUUCAGCAGACAGGCACGUAUUGGCUGCAUGGACACCAUCUAGGACAGUACGUUGAUGGUUUCCGUACCUCUCUUAUCUUACAUCCAACUGCUGCACAAAAGGCAGCUUCCAAAAUCAAGUACGACGAUGAGAUUGUUCUCUCGCUUUCAGAUUGGUACCAUCAAGAACACAAGCCGCUCAACGAUCAUUUCUUGUCCAUUUUUAAUCCAACUGGAAGAGAACCCAUUCCUAACUCUGGUUUGAUCAACCAUAAUGCCAACACCAUCAUCAAGGUGAAACCGGGCACUACCUACCUUUUGCGUGUUAUUACCAUGUCUGCACUAGCCAUGUUUGACUUUUUUAUCGAGGGCCAUGAACUCUCUAUUGUCGAAGUAGACGGAGAGGAUAUUGAACCUUACCCUUCUCCCAUAACUCCCAUUGCAGCUGCUCAGAGAUAUGCAUUCUUGUUCACUACUAAAAACACGACCAAUUUUAAUUUCCGUAUUCACGCCGAUAUGGACAUGUCCAUGUUUGACAAUCCUCCAAAUACGCUCAAUGGCUUUGUCAAUGCCACUCUUCAAUACAGUCCAGACGCUCCCAUGUUUGUAUCCACCGAUCCAUAUCCUGACAUGGAGCAGUUUGAUGAAAUGAAGCUGGUCCCUGCUAUUCCCAUGAGUGCUAUCCCUGCCGAUCAAUCCUACACACUCGACGUGGCAUUCGAGGUUUAUGAGGAUGGUGUGAAUCACGGCACGUUCAACAGAUCUAUUUUCCAAUUGCACAAGACACCUUCCAUGUUUACUGCCUUAUCCAUGACUCCUGAGCAAGCAGCCACCCCUUCCGCUUACGGUCCCGGUGUCGUUGCUAUGCCUCUUGGCCAUAUGAAGGGCAUCCAUGUAAUCAUAUACAAUCGUGAUCCAGGACAGCAUCCUUUCCAUUUGCACGGCCACAAAUUUCAAAUUGUUAAUCUGGUCACUGAAGCUAAUGCUGCCACUGCUAACCCUUACGUUGUUCCAGAUGGGCUGGCUAAAAAUCCACCACGUAGAGAUACCGUGGUUAUCCCACCCCAAGGUUUUGUUGUAAUUCGGUUUCUUGCUGAUAAUCCUGGCGUAUGGCUCUUCCAUUGCCACAUUGAAUGGCAUUUGGAAGCCGGCCUCGCUGCCCUGUUUAUUGAAGCACCAGAUAUCAUGCAAAAAACUAUCAAAGUGCCUCAAGCUACUACUGAUCAAUGCAAAUUGCUAAAGAACUCCAUCACUGGAAAUGCCUUUGGCCACGACGAUGUGACUUCCUUUGACGGAGCAAGAGCGUAUGGCCUUUACCCUACUGGAUUUACUCCUCGCGGCGCUGUUGCACUUGCAGCAACCAUCCUAUGUGCCAUUCUUGGCCUUUCGGUUGUUGUUUGGUACGCCAAAGCCGAACAUCCUGGACUUGCUAAAUAG